This is a messenger RNA of Meira miltonrushii, 1638 nucleotides long. RefSeq lists its product as uncharacterized. Lineage: Eukaryota; Fungi; Basidiomycota; Exobasidiomycetes; Exobasidiales; Brachybasidiaceae. The transcript has a single exon. Bases 1 to 1638 code for a protein of 545 amino acids. The record is from RefSeq and is a predicted model, not a curated record.
AUGCUACAGACAAGACUCGAUUUGGGCUGUCCGUUCACUUGGCCCGCUUCUGUUGCAUCUAUAACACUCACCAAUGAUCAAGAACAACAUAAUGCAUCGCCACUUAUACCCGAAAAUUGGAUACAACUUCGGUACAAUGAAAGUUUGUGGUUAGGCGAGCAUCAUACACCUCUAUCCGCAUUCUUAUCGCACGUAUCACAUCUACAGCAUACGUGUUCAACCCAGAACACAGCAGAAGCAUUACGUUUGCUCAUACGAUCCCGGGCGGAAGUCCGACAAAGAUUCAGUGGUACGGCAGAUGGAACCAGUGGCUGGUCUGACAAAGAUAAGUUACUUGCAUGUAUAGAUGCAAAAGGGACGAUCGAUCAACCUGAUAGCGAAAGAGCAAUCGUGUGCAAUGCGCUCAAAAGUGGACCGGCGAAAGUCGUUGCAAAGGAGCUACAAGAAUCAAAGGAGAGCGGGAUCGGCUCAUUCGGAAAAUUAUGGAUCGAUGCUAUCGAAACAAGAGAGUUACAGCUGCAGGUAAUGGUACUCCUUUCUCUCCUACAACUCAAUGCAGAAAAUCCAGAUCUUUCCAAGAUGAACAAAUCAAUUGAAAAAGAUGGAGAGAGUAGUUCAAGUCCAUCUUCAGUCAAACGCCGCAAGAGAAAGGCGGAAAAGAGUCAAAGGUGGACGGGCGUGGGUAGCAUCUUUCCUUGGCAAAUGGGCAAACCACCAACAAGCACCGGCUCGAAAGAGACAAAUCCUUCGUCAGAAUCUCUAUCGGAUCCGGAGGUCCUAUCAAAGCAAUUUGAAGGUAUAGUUGACUUUCUUUGUCUACGUGUGGCUACGACGAACAUCUCUUCGAGCAUCCCGUUUGGUUCUGAAGGUAGAAAGAAGGAAAGCAAAGAUGAUAGGGAUGUAUUGCAAUGGUUUUGUUAUUUAAUCGAAACUCAUUUUGCCAAAGCCCUGCCACGUCAAUGUGGUACUUUGCGAUCUCGUUGUUUCAUUUCAAUUGCCGCCACUCCGGCAAAACGUAGCAGACAGAAAGACUCUCGAACGAAGUCUGAUGAUCCUCGAGCGAAAAGUGUUGACGCCCGACCGAAAGAGUCAGUAGGUGCACUGCAAAGAUCACUUUUACGGGAAAAUUCUCAAAGAACACAAUCUUUCGCAGCUGCGAAGCGAAAGUCAACGUGGGAUGCAAGGGAAGUAAGUGUUCGAAAGCGAUGGGAACGAAGUCAGAGUGUUGGAUCGUCUAUCAAUGGUGUGGACCGUCAAGAUGGUAUGGCGUACCAGCAGUCUAUCAAACAGCCGGUGCAGCAACCCGCUCAAGUGAUUGCUUUAAGCACACCUUCAAAGCCACGCCAAGUUCAACACUUACCCACCCGACGCAAGACGAUGAAUACCAACGGCUUUUCCCAAAUGACCGAUGGUAAACAAAAGAUCUCUGGUACAAAUUGGCAUAGAAGCGAAUCCCAACCUGUCCUGACGUCAUCGGCAGAUUCUAUCUUCGGCCCAAGUAUGAAUACAAACGAUAAUGAUGAGGAGGAAGACACUGGAAUGGAAAAUCUGGACGAGUCCCUCCGUCAAGCUUUUGAUGAUGAUGAUGACGAUCUCAAUACAGAUCCGAUAUUCGGCACGGGCUAUUCAGACUGGUAG